Messenger RNA from Ichthyophthirius multifiliis, 1203 nucleotides. RefSeq lists its product as hypothetical. The record is from RefSeq and is a predicted model, not a curated record. Lineage: Eukaryota; Ciliophora; Oligohymenophorea; Hymenostomatida. The transcript has 6 exons.
AUGAAUAGCUAACAUAAUCAAUAAAUUAAUUAACACGUCGAAGAAUAAAAUUAAAAUAAUACUACUUAAGAUAGUCAAGAAGAAGAUGAUGAAGAGGCUGCUAACAAGGUUAUAAACAAUUGUUAAAAUUGUAGCAAAUCAGUUAAAGAAUUUAAAUAUAAAAUUGUUGAUAUGUAAAAUGAGUUAAGAUUAAAAGAAUAAUAAAUAAAAUAAAUUUAGAGAGACAAUUUAAUUAUGGAAAAAAUAAAAAUUGAAAAUGAAGGAAUAUUAGCUGAAAAAGAAGGAGAUUUAGAAAUAUAAAAACUACAAUAAGAAAUAUAUGCAUUAAAGGAAAAGUAAAGAUAAAUAAAAAAAGAAGAAAGAUAAUUAGAAAAAGACAUGACUAAAUAAUGCGAUUAUUUAGUCAGAAUUGAAUAAAAGCAUAAAGAAGUUUGUGAUAAAGUAGGAGUUUCUUUUAGUCUAAAUUAAACUAGAGCAGAUGAUCUUUAAGAUAUAAUUAGAAUGAAUCAUAAAUAAAAGGCUUAUAAAAAUGAAUAAAUUGAAAAAUCCAAAAUUGAAAAAAACGGUAAAAUUGAAGUAAAUGAAUCCACUUUUAAAUAAUUAUAAGAAAUAAUAAUAAAAAAACGUGAACAAAAAUUUGAACUUGAAAAAUAAGCUAAAAAAGAAAUUGAAGAUCUUUAAAAAUAAUAAAAACAAAUAUAUGAAACAAACUAAAAACUAUAAAAGGAUAUUAAAGAAAAAGAAAAAGUUUUAAAUAUGUAUGUAAUAGAAAUAAAUAAAGUAAAAAGACACACAAAGCAUAAUGCUCUAUAACCAAUAGGAAAUGAAUACGAAUACUGUAAACGUGCAAUAGCUUCUAAUAAAGAAAUAAGAAGAGAGCAAAAAGGAUUACAUAUAGGAACUGAGACAGCCCGAUCUUGGGAUAAUAGUAUUGAAUUAAGAAACGAUUAUUAAAUUUAUAAAAUAAGCUUUUGGUGGUCUGAUUUUUUAAUUGUAGGUAUGAAUGUUUAAUAUAAAUUAAAAAAUGGCGAAAAAUAAAUUGUUGAUUGCUUUAUGCCUUCUUCUUUAGAAAAUUUAUAAACUGCAGAUUUAAAAUUAAAAGGCAAUGAAUAUAUUGCCAGUAUUUCAGGACAUUGUAAUUUAGUUAGUAUUGAGUAUUUGAGAAUUGUAUCUUCUAGAGGCAAUUAUAUAAUGGUAGGAUGA